This is a messenger RNA of Babesia ovata, 1914 nucleotides long. RefSeq names its product RNA helicase. Lineage: Eukaryota; Apicomplexa; Aconoidasida; Piroplasmida; Babesiidae. Gene Ontology annotation, biological process: ribosome biogenesis. The coding region runs from base 1 to 1914 and encodes 637 amino acids. The transcript has a single exon. Gene Ontology annotation, cellular component: nucleus. Gene Ontology annotation, molecular function: ATP binding; nucleic acid binding. The record is from RefSeq and is a predicted model, not a curated record.
AUGGCACGGAUGGCCUUAGCAGGAGCGAUUGCAGCGUUGACACCGAACACUUCCAACCAUCUAUACAGAUGCUUAGCAAGAUGCGUCACUCCGUUUCCAGCUGAUGUUCGUAUUUGGGGUUCCUCGCUGAUACAAUUGAAUCCGCAGCCAUCGCCUCUGCUGAUUCGUAAAAUCGUACAAGCUUUCGCGAGGAGGUUCAAGCGAGUGACGUUGGUUGCAAAUGGUCGCAAAGUUUCCGCAAACGGUAUACAGCUCAGUUCACUUAGACCUCAGCUUGCGGGCGGUGACCUAUUCAUAGCAGCACCUCAGCAGAGUGGCAAGACAUUGCUGUAUCUCCUGCCAGAGGCGAUUCGUCGUUCUUACGUAAAAUGCAAGGAUGUAGAUAAAGUGGCGCAUAAAACACUCAUUUUGGUGCCCACAGUAGACCUUGUCUUGUUAGGCAGCAGGAAUGCGGCUGGAGUUCUGCGGCAAACAUGCAGCGUGCUUGCACUAUAUUAUAAGGAUGUCUUAAGCGGUCAACACAGAGAUCUCAUACCAAGAUCCGAUGUUAUAUACACAACUCCACAUUGCGCCCUCAAAGCUAUGCUGGCAACGCCUUCACUCUUUGAGGAUGUUAAGACAGUGGUCCUUGAUGAAGCGCAACGGCUCUUACAGGCUCAAUCAUUGUCAACCGUUCUAAGGUUAAAGGCGCUGCUGAAACCGCAUAUUCAGACGAUUAUAUUGGCGCCUCGCAAUGAUAAUAUUGUUAGAGAACGUGUUAGCAGAGCAUUAAGGGUGGAUAUGAAGGUUAUAUCGUUCUGCCCGGAACAUGACGGUUCACCAGUGACGCGGCAUAUAUGUGGGCCGCAACGCAGUGCCUAUUUCGAUGCUGUAAUGAAGUCGGAUUCCAACGUAAAUGCGCCUGUGCUGCCAAUGCCUGCAAUAGAACUGAAGGCGCAAGAGCACAAGAAACGGAUUAUAGAGCAUUCCAGGUCAAAGGAAUUGUUUGUCGACCACCGUUACCGAUGCGAAUAUGUCCUGUACGACCCAUCCAAACUCUGCCAAAUGAUACAUGCGACUUUGACGAAGAGCGGUAAAACGGUGUUUUUCUAUCCCACUGUAAGAAUGGCACAAUUCUGCUACGUCUACUUUAAACACUGUCUGAAAAUAAAAAAACCCAUGUACGCGCUCCAUGGGGGAUUAUCGCAAGAGAAGAGAAGAUACGUAAUUGAUGUAUUUACAUCUGUAGACGAUGGUGUGCUGUUUUGUACAGACAUAGCGUCAUUGGGGCUAAAUUUGGGUGACGUCGAUUUCGUUGUACACGUCGGCGCACCCGAAUCCGUGGAUGUAUUGGCUGAUCGCGUUGGUAUGGUUAAACCCAAAGGAUGUGACUGUAGUAAUUUGUUGUUACUCCAUGAUCUCGAUGCUCAUGUCCUCUACGAAGCAUCGCAGCUGAAUUGCGACAUAAGGCCAACGCAAAGUAGUCCUGACCAGGGCACAAGUUUUGAUGUGCCACGAUCGUGGGUUGACAAUCCAUGCUACAGUGCUUCUUGUGAGCUCAUGUACCGAUCUCUUUUGGGGUAUUACUGCAACCAUGCCAUGCGGCUAAAAUUCCAGCGUUGGCAGGUGCCCAGUCUUGUCUGCGAGAUUCUUCGUUCGUUCGGUUAUACGGAUACAUUUAGCGUGAGCCAUCAAUUUGCGUCCAGACUCCAGCUGUGGGAUGCUCCCGGGCUUGUGGUAGAUAGGCAAUCGAAGCGCAAAACAGAACUACAGGCAGCAGCAGCGGGAUAUCCCGGAUUUCGAUCGAGAGCUAUUCAGACCCACACUGCUGAUGUCGACGAAGUAUACAGGGCCGGGCGACCAAUAAUGGACGUUACAAAGGUCUAUGCCAGCAAGAUAUACACUCCAACGGCAACAGUUUGCCAAGAUGCUUGA